Lathyrus oleraceus (garden pea) is the source of this 1492-nucleotide messenger RNA. RefSeq names its product 1-aminocyclopropane-1-carboxylate oxidase homolog 5. The record is from RefSeq and is a predicted model, not a curated record. NCBI's taxonomy places the organism in Eukaryota, Viridiplantae, Streptophyta, Magnoliopsida, Fabales, Fabaceae. The transcript is spliced from 3 exons. The coding region runs from base 306 to 1400 and encodes 364 amino acids.
CAGUGAUACAAAUCCAAAUUUCACGCAUUGGUCAUUGCUUAUGUGUCACCUUUGGAACUCUCCACAUAUCUGUGCCAACCCCAAUUUUCAGAGCUAUGGAACUCUCCACAUAUCUGUGCCAACACGUCUCGUAUGAUUGACUAUCUUAGAAAACUUCAUUUUGAAAUAUCAAAAUCAAUCCAUGUCGCAUUGUUGAGUUUGAGUAUAGAACUUUUGCUACUCAAUUACGGUACUUAUUUAUUUCUUCAACUCCAAAACCACCUCACAAACGCAUUCCCUCAAUUAUUUCCAUUCAAUUCUCAACAAUGUCAUCACCAAUCGCCACCACCCUCUCAUCCCCACCCUACGACCGCCUCAAAGCCGUCAGAGAAUUCGACGAAACCAAAGCCGGAGUAAAAGGCCUCAUUGACUCCGGUAUCAAAACAAUCCCUUCUUUCUUCAUUCAACCACCCGAAAUCCUAUCCGACCUCGCUCCAGGAUCCGGACCCGAACCAGAAAUUCCAACCAUCGACCUCUCUACUCUACACGAUUCCCGCGCCACCGUUGUGGAUCAGAUUCGUUCCGCUGCGAGUACGGUCGGAUUCUUUCAGGUUAUCAACCACGGUGCAUCGCCGGAUCUACUACGAAGUGUUGUUGCUGCUAUGAAGGCGUUUCAUGAACUGCCUGCGGAGGUUAGGGCGCAGGUGUACCGUAGGGAAGCACAGACGGGCGUAUCGUAUAUAUCCAACGUAGAUCUCUUCACUUCUAAAGCUGCCAGCUGGCGCGACACACUCCAGAUUAGAACAGGACCGAUUCCAGUGGAAGAGAAGGAGAUUCCAGAGGUGUGUAGGAAGGAGGUAAUGGAGUGGGAUAGAGAAGUAGGGCGAGUAGCAGAUAUUUUGCUGGGUUUGUUGAGUGAAGGAUUGGGAUUAGGCGAAGAAAGGUUCAAGGAAUUGGGUUUCUCACAAGGGAGGGUGAUGGCUGCCCACUAUUACCCAUUUUGUCCUCAGCCUAAUCUUACUGUUGGACUCAAUUCCCAUGCAGAUCCAGGGGCAUUGACGAUAUUGUUGCAGGAUCAUAUCAGUGGCUUACAGGUUCGGACCCAACACGGUUGGAUUCAUGUCAAGCCUCUUGAGGGAGCUUUGGUUAUCAAUAUUGGAGAUUUACUUCAGAUAAUUUCUAAUGAGGAGUACAAAAGUGCUGAUCAUAGGGUAUUGGCAAAUUCUUCUAAUGAGCCGAGAGUCUCGGUUGCUUUUUUUCUGAUCCCAGGUGACAGGGAGAAGCUCUUUGGACCUUUACCAGAGCUAACAUCAGCUGAGAAACCAGCUCUUUAUAGAGAGUUCACACUCAAUGAAUUUAUGACAAGGUUCUUCAAGAAAGAGCUAGAUGGUAAAUCAUUGACAAAUUUCUUCAGACAAUGAUGAACAUAGGUGUUGUAUAUUAGUAUAUGUGUAUAUAAAAGCACACUUGUUCAUCCACAAGCUUAUGAUAUUCUUAUUAUGUCCUGUUUAAA